AUGUCCAUAACGAAUGAGUCCAUCUGGGCGGCGAGCCCCUCAACAACGAGGGGUCAGCCCACGCAGCUUGCUUCCGAUGCAAAAGGAGAGCGCCUUUCAUACGCGUCGGGCAAAUCGAUCUUCCUCCGCUCCAUCGACAACCCCACCGUCGCAAAGCAGUAUACAGACCACAAGGCGCUGACCACAGUCGCACGGUUCUCUCCUUCUGGAGCCUAUGUUGCUAGUGGAGACGCUGCAGGUACUGUAAGAGUCUGGGACUGCUUGGGUGACGGUCUCACGAAGGGAGAGUACUUCAUUACCAGCGGGCGCAUCAACGAUCUGGCUUGGGACGGAGACUCGCAGCGCAUCAUCGCAGUCGGGGACGGCAAGCAGAGAUAUGGACAUUGUAUAACAGCCGAUAGUGGAAACAGCGUUGGUGAAAUUGCCGGUCAUACGCAAGCAAUCAACUCCGUCUCGAUUAGACAACAGCGUCCGUUACGAGCAGCCGCAGCAGGAGACGACAAGACGCUUGUUUUCUACCAUGGCGCUCCCUUCAAAUUCAACACCAGUUUGAAGGACAACCAUAUAAACUAUAUCUAUGGUGUUGGUUUCAGUCCGGAUGGCUCUACACUUGUUAGUGUCGGUGGUGACCGGAGAAUCUGGCUGUAUGAUGGCAAGACCGGAGAAGCCAAGGGCCAGAUUGGCGAAGGAGAACACAAGGGCAGCAUCUUUGGAGUCUCAUGGGCUAGUGACUCCCGGAAAUUCGUCACAGCUAGUGCUGACCGGACCGUCAAGAUCUGGGAUGUGGAAGCUGGAAAGGCUAUCCAAACCUGGUCUAUUGGCGAAGAAGGAUCCUCGAAUGUUCGGGACCAGCAAGUCGGUGUCGUUUGGCCCCAGGGCCGAAGCGACGGACUCAUUAUCAGUCUUUCUCUGAGCGGAGAUCUCAAUUACCUCGUCGAGGGCAGCGAGAAGCCGAGACAAGUCCUCCACGGUCACCAGAAGAAUAUCACAUCCUUGACCCAUUUCGGCGGUGACAGCGACAAGGAAACUCUCUGGACUGGAAGUUUCGAAGGAAGGGUUUGCAGCUGGGACGUCGCCACAGGAACUGCGGAUGAAGUGGACGGUGCCAGCCAUGGAAGCUAUGUAUGUGGCCUGGCGCCCACUUCAGAGGGAAGUGGAAGGGUCUACAGUGUCGGCUGGGACGACACAAUCAGGUCCAUUGAUAUCUCCGCUAAGACGUACACUGGCAGCUCAUCGAAGCUAUCAGGCCAGCCGAAGGGUAUUGCCGUUGGAGACUCAACAGUGCUGGUCGCCAACUCUGAAGGAGUCGAGAUUUUCCAGGAUGGAAAGAAAUCAGGCGAUUUCGCUUCAAAGUCUCCUCUGACAGCUGUGGCAGCUCACGGAACUACCGCCGCCCUUGGAACAGAAGAUUCUUCGAUUCAGAUCGCCACCGUUUCCAGCUCUGGUCUCACUCCAAAGACUGAUAUUAAGGCGUCACGAAACCCGAUAUCAGUCCUAGCAUUCUCACCUGAUGGAUCCCUUCUAGCUGUUGGUGAUUCUCGUGGUCGCGUGCUUGUCUUCAAAGUUGCUGAUGGUAGUCUGGUGACGGACCGCUGGACGGCUCACACAGCGCGUAUCACUUCUCUGGCCUGGAACAAGGCCGGGACUCAUAUUGCAAGUGGCGCACUUGAUACAAACAUCUUUGUCUGGAGCUUAGCAAAGCCCGGAGAUUGGCUGCAGGUUUCCAAUGCCCAUAAGGAAGGAGUUAACGGUGUAUCCUGGAUCGAAGGAGGUCGCAAGAUAGCCUCUGCAGGUGCUGACGCAACGGUAAAGACGAAGACCGGCGAUAGCUGUCAAAACAUGGCAUCGCCGCCGGUGCCCUCGUAUCAUAUUAGUUCCUUCCGACGUAAGCUGCGGAAUGCCACCUUCAUAUUGCCUCAUACAGGUCAACGUCUAAAAGGGCUCGUUAACCUACGAAAAUCUGGUUCCUCGACGGACGAUGGCGAAGAUGAGCGGACACCGCUCUUGCCCGCCGGCGAAGCGCCUAUAGACCGCGGCGGGACUACAUCGAGGAUAUACGGCAAUGCAUACCAUCUCGGGGAGCGAGCCUAUCGGUUUGCCAUUUCGGAUGCAGGAAAAGGGGUGUUCAAAUGCAGUGUGGCAUAUUUACUGGGAUCUCUGGCAACUUUUAUACCAGCGAUCGCCGCGUUUCUCGGCCACCAAGAUGGGAAACAUGUUGUGGCUACGAUUACGGUCUACUUCCAUCCUGCGCGGUCAAUGGGAAGCAUGUUCAAGGCUCUGAUAUGUGCCUUCCUUGCUUUCCUCUAUGCUGCGUUCAUUUCUCUCACGAGUAUGUGCGUGGCCAUGUUCUUCGAGGACACCCUCGACUUACUUCCUCUUGGUCAUGCACUGGUGCUCAUCAUAUUUUGCGGCGGCGGUCUGGGUUUUAUCGGUUGGACAAAACUGAGGCUUGGUGAUCCUUUGGUCAAUGUUGCCUGUUCGCUGGCAUCUCUUGCCAUCAUCACAGUCUUGACGAAAGAAGGCGCCGUACAGAAAGGUGACCUGUCUUUCGCUAAGAUAUUCCAGGUUCUCAAGAUGGUCAUUAUGGGUGUAAUUGCUACUAUGACAGUGUCAUUCCUUAUUUUCCCUAUAUCUGCACGUAAGCAGCUCCGUUCAAACCUAGUCACAAUGACCGAUACGCUUGCCACCAUGUUAGGGCUAAUUACGGAGAGCUUCCUUCGCGGGUCAGAGGAAGAGCUCCAAGGAGCAGAGUUUACCAAUGCCUCAGGGCGUAAUAAGAAGGCCUAUGGCAUGCUCGACAAACUGGUGAAAGAAGCAAAACUGGAACACUAUGUGGUAGGCACAGAGAAGGAAUAUCGUCUUGAGAAAAGACUCGUCCGUUGGGUGCAGAAUACAACGCAGAAUAUGGGUGGACUGCGAAGCGCCGCUGCACUGCAAUUCGAGUUGCUCAAGCAGAGUCGAGUUGCCUAUGGCGAACAUCUUCUCGAAGGGCGAUCGUCUCCAAGAAUCGGUUCCUCCCCAUUCGGGACACCCUACCAUGAGCAUCAGCCGAUACUCUCGCCGUCCUUGCAUGAGGGAUCAGAGGAGCGACAAGCAAUCACGACUCCAGAUAUGGCUUCUCAGGCCAUUCUAAAAUCACCUGAAGAUAUAUUUGAAUUAUUCAUCACACAUCUCGGGCCCUCCAUGCGAUCUCUUGCUUUCACCUUGAAGGAAAUUCUGGAAGAGUUGCCCUUUGGCCCUACUCCUGAACACAGGGUCGUCGUCAACAGUAAAUUCAGAAUCAGCCUAGAUCGUGCCCUUAGUCUCUAUCGAACCUCCAGAGAAGAGGCUCUGAAGUCCGUCUAUAAACAGAAAGAAAUCAUGAGAACUAGAUCCCUCGAAGUAGAAGCGGACAUCGAAGAAGUAGCCGCAAGCUGUGGGCACUUCAGUUUUUCGCUUCUUGACUUCGGAGAGCAGCUCAAGGAUCUAAUGGCAAUAUUAGAUGAGCUUCAGCUCGAAUUUGAGGAGAGACCAAAUGGACGGUCUUGGAACUGGCUGAAGUUCUGGCGUUGGAGGACGGGAAAUAGCAACGAUGCAGACGCUGGACUCCGGAUCUCUGCGUCGGGAGCAAAGGACAUAUCCAAUAUGAUCUCUAUUCACCGUGGAAAGCCGAAGGGAGCCCAGUCCAAUUCAAAGGCAGAUCGCCUGAAAGAAAGACUCGCCUAUCGUAUCUGGAGAUCGCUUAGCGCAUUCAGGCGCGAUGAUACUAAAUUUGCUAUCAAGGUCGGUGCUGGUGCAGCGUUAUAUGCGCUGCCAUCUUUCCUAAGUGCUACACGGCCUUUUUACUCCCACUGGCGAGGGGAAUGGGGCCUGCUAUCGUACAUGCUUGUUUGUUCGAUGACCAUCGGUGCAUCAAAUACCACUGGAUAUGCUCGAUUCCUGGGAACUUCUUUGGGAGCAGUUUGUGCAAUCGGGUCUUGGUACGUCACUGCCGGGAAUGUGUUCUUCCUGGCCUUUCUGGGUUGGAUGAUGGCUAUGUGGACUGCCUAUAUAAUCCUUGUGAAGGGCCAGGGCCCUAUGGGGCGGUUCAUCAUGCUCACAUACAACCUCUGUGUGCUAUAUGCAUACUCACUCUCGCAGGACGACAGCAAGGGUGACCAGGACGAGGGAGGCGCCCACCCAGUCAUCACAGAAAUCACGCUUCAUCGGGUUGUGGCAGUCUUAUCCGGCUGUAUCUGGGGUAUUAUGUUUACUCGGUUGCUCUGGCCCAUUAGUGCUCGAAAGAAAUUGAAAGAUGGCUUAAGUCUGCUCUGGCUUCGCAUGAGCGUGAUCUGGAAACGCGACCCCUUGUCGACGAUGGUUCAAGGGAAAGAGACAGUCGAAUACAUGAAUGACCGAGAGAAGCUUCAAGUUGCACGCUUCAUGUCUCAUCUCGAAGGUCUCCAGGCGUCUGCCCGCGCUGAAUUUGAGCUCAAGAGCUCAUUCAACGAUGCUCUCUACACGAGCAUUCUCCGCCGCACAAGGAGUAUGGUGGAUGCAUUUCACGCCAUGAAUCUGGAGAUCGUGAAGAAUCGCCAGGCUUCGGAAGGAGAAAUUGCCCUUCUUCAUUAUACUAUGGAAGAGAGGUCGCAAUUAACCGCCCGCAUCAGCCAUCUAUUGUCCGUUUUGGCGUCGUCCAUGAAGCUUGAAUAUCCCUUGAGUGAUGUUCUCCCAAAUAUUGAACACGCCAGAGAUCGAUUACUGUCGUCCAUCUUCCACUAUCGCCAGGAUAGCCGUGUCUCUCAAUUGACAACGGAUGAAGACUACGCGCUACUCUACGCCUAUGUGAUCCUCUUUUCGGCUUCGCGCAGCCCGUCGCGUCAUAACGAGUUCGCAACGACCAUGCAGAUCGACCCAGCAGCUUUGAGUCGGACAGACUCUGCGUCGACUUCGACGUCGUCUGCUAAACCGGCAACUGCUACUGGCGCUUCGACGACGCAGAAGUCGACUAAGGCGCUCAUCUCUGUUCCGCGUCUGGAUCUGGAACCUGUCUACACUGAGCUGAAGGCCGCUAUCGGGGACAGUUGGGCGGAGUACAAGCAGUCGACAGCCCUUUUCCUUCUAGGUCAUCUCAACCAGAGCGAGUUCUCCUCACGUGUCGACCAUAUAAUAUGCGCAGAUGCGAAGACCGAACACCUCCACAAUAGCUUCAUAUGCACAAUUAUCGGGAACCUUACGAGGGACCUCCCUGACCAUGGAGUCGCCAGCUGGGUAUCUGCGAAUGAUAAGCCCACGGUUGUGUCUAAGCCGGCCUCCGGGGAUGCGGCCGAGCAAAGGCUCAAGACCGAGGUCAUGCAGCUACCCCCUCGAGACCGUCGGAGAAUAAAGGCGAUCCAGGAGCCCGACCCCAGCGAAGUGGCGCGGAAUGAACUUGAAGAAUAUCGCCAGGCGAAGCAAAUAAAAUUGCCGACACAAGUACCAGCGAGUGCAGGUGGAUUGAAUAAGACUAAUUGGGAACUCGAGAUCAGAAAACGAUAUGCGCAGCCACUGGCAUCAGAAAUCGGCGAAUUCCCCGAUGCCGAAUCGAUCCACGCCCGUAUGGUUCCCAUAUGUUAUGAGGAGUCUGUCGUUAGCGGUGCUAGCUUCUCUUGUGCCGAAUUCAUGGCCAUUGCGACGGAAACUUUUGUGAAGGAAGUACUGUCCAGCGUGUUCGCGCGAACGCGGUCAAAUGGCCCGUCCGGUACAAUUAACGGCAUGAUGACUAGGAGAUAUCGACACCAGCUAGAACGGGAAGAGCUGGCAUUCACUCGUGGUGAGAUCGCGAAGGAUGCCACUACCGGGUUGCUGCCGGUUGAAGCUAAGGAAGCUAGCGCCAGAAGACCUCUUGGGGUGAAGGACCUUAGGAUUGCCCUUGAGCUUGGAGGUGGACUGCUCAGCCAUAUGCCGUUGAUCAUCGAUCAAAUCAUGGGAGGAUAUGUUGAGGACGAACUGGAAGCAGAAAGACAGGACAUCCUGAUGGAAACCGCUAAUGGUAACAAGGUUGAGUCUCCACCAAGCCCCAUAGAUGAGAUGGACAUAGACGAAGCCGGCUGGGACUGGGAAGGAGGUGCCGCAGAUGACAGAGAGCAACUGGGCUCUUUGCUGGACGAGUGCCUUUCCAUGGCGGCUUGA
Molecule: messenger RNA, 6129 nt
Organism: Paecilomyces variotii
Lineage: Eukaryota; Fungi; Ascomycota; Eurotiomycetes; Eurotiales; Thermoascaceae
Product: transcriptional regulator of RNA polII, SAGA, subunit-domain-containing protein
Exons: 12
Coding region: 1-6129 (2042 amino acids)
Cellular component (GO): SAGA-type complex
Molecular function (GO): protein binding
Source: RefSeq, a predicted model, not a curated record